AUACCCAAACAAUUAGUUUUAACCCAAAUUCCAAUUGGAAUUUAAGGCCUCUUAACAGUUAUAAACACUACGUUGAAUUCGCUAAGAAAAUCAUGAAAGUUGUAACCUGCAUAGCACCUGUGAACAUAGCAGUGAUUAAAUAUUGGGGCAAAAGAGAUGAAGAUCUUAUACUGCCAAUCAAUGAUUCAAUCAGUGCCACAUUGUCAAUGGAUCAUAUGUGUGCGAAAACGACGAUUAUGUGCAGUCCGGAUUUCGAAGACAGUAAGUUCUGGUUAAACGGAGUCGAGCAAAGUCUGGAGAGCAAGCGGCUAGUUAACUGUUUACAAGAAAUUAAAAGAUUGGCGAGCGCCGAACCAAGCAAUGCAGAGAUGUUGAGGUGGAAUAUCAGAAUAUGUUCUGAGAAUAAUUUCCCCACUGCAGCAGGUUUGGCUUCUUCGGCCGCCGGCUACGCCUGUCUGGUGACGGCUUUGGCUAAUUUGUAUGGAGUGAAGACGGACCUAAGCGCUUUGGCACGGAGAGGAUCGGGAAGCGCCUGCAGGAGUAUUUACGGAGGAUGGGUUCAAUGGCAUAUGGGUUGCAAUCCGGAUGGGUCCGAUUCUAUAGCCAGGGUGAUCGAACCGUCCAUCCAUUGGCCCGAGAUGAGAAUAUUGGUUCUUGUCGUGAACGAUGCUAGGAAGAAGUACAGCUCGACCACCGGAAUGAACCGAAGUGUCGCCACAUCCGACUUGAUCAAACAUAGGGCUUGUAACGUUGUCCCGAAACGUGUGACAGAAAUGAGGGAGGCCAUCAAGACCAAGGAUUUCAAUAAGUUUGCUGAGAUCACCAUGAAAGACUCGAAUCAGUUUCAUGCAAUCGCCUUGGACACGCAUCCUCCAUGCGUCUAUAUGAAUGACACAUCACAUGCCAUCAGCGAUAUGAUCCACGCUUAUAACGAGCACAAAGGAGUGAAUAAGGUCGCUUACACUUUCGACGCAGGUCCAAACGCCUGUCUGUAUUUACUCGAAUCCGAAGUAGCUGAAGUACUCUCGCUGAUAAACGAGUGCUUUCCAUCCACAGUAGCCAAAUCCGAUUAUCUAAGAGGAAUACCAUUAAAUAUUGAGAAAUCAUCAGAUGACUUAAAAUUCGCAAUGAAUCUGCAAGUGAAUGAACCAAAUCUACUGAAGUACAUUAUUUACACCAAAGUGGGUGAAGGAGCUCAAGUGCUUGAUGGGGACCAUUUGUUAACAAUGGUUGGACUACCAAAGAACACAAUUUAAAAUUAUUUUUAUAUGUGAAGGUGCAAUGGUUUUAGAUUGGAGAAAAUGAUGGGAAAAUUGAGGUGCUUAAGAAUUAACUUAUAUACAUUUUUUAAAUUAUUAUUAUUAA
Nicrophorus vespilloides is the source of this 1365-nucleotide messenger RNA. It is a transcript of the gene Mvd, whose product is annotated as diphosphomevalonate decarboxylase. NCBI's taxonomy places the organism in Eukaryota, Metazoa, Arthropoda, Insecta, Coleoptera, Silphidae. Bases 93 to 1256 code for a protein of 387 amino acids. Gene Ontology annotation, molecular function: diphosphomevalonate decarboxylase activity; ATP binding. Gene Ontology annotation, cellular component: cytosol. The transcript is spliced from 7 exons. The record is from RefSeq and is a predicted model, not a curated record. Gene Ontology annotation, biological process: isoprenoid biosynthetic process; isopentenyl diphosphate biosynthetic process, mevalonate pathway.